Messenger RNA from Arabis nemorensis, 198 nucleotides. Lineage: Eukaryota; Viridiplantae; Streptophyta; Magnoliopsida; Brassicales; Brassicaceae. The record is from the annotation of a GenBank genome assembly.
AUGGCUACUGAUUCGUACGAAGCCGCCAUUAAAGGACUCAAGGAUCUUCUCAGUAAGAAAUCCGAUCUUGGGAAUGUCGCCGCCGCGAAGAUCAAGGAAUUGACGGCGGAGCUGCAAGAGCUUGAUUCGAGCAACUCAGACGCCGUCGAAAGAAUCAAAUCCGGUUUUGCACAAUUCAAAACUGAGAAAUACUUGUGA